Molecule: messenger RNA, 1105 nt
Organism: Musca domestica (house fly)
Lineage: Eukaryota; Metazoa; Arthropoda; Insecta; Diptera; Muscidae
Gene: Vamp7
Product: vesicle-associated membrane protein 7
Exons: 5
Coding region: 208-867 (219 amino acids)
Biological process (GO): vesicle fusion; exocytosis
Cellular component (GO): membrane; SNARE complex
Molecular function (GO): SNAP receptor activity; SNARE binding
Source: RefSeq, a predicted model, not a curated record
GAUAAAAGUGCAUAAAAAAGGGGUUCGAACUUGGAUCAAUAAGAAAUGUAUUUUAUAAUUACAGAUUAACCAGCUUGAUUUACAAAUAAUAGAAUAACUGCUUGCUUUAUGAAAAGGGAUCUACAAUUGGCAAAGUCCAUUUCAUAAGGUCUUGGGCCAUACAAGUUAUAUUGAAGUACAUUCCUUUGUUGCUAGAUAUUGUCAGAAAUGCCUAUAUUAUAUUCCGUAAUAUCCAGAGGCACUACGGUUUUAGCCAAGUAUGCCGAGUGUGUGGGUAACUUCGCAGAGGUAACCGAUCAGAUUAUUUCCAAGAUCACAUUAGAUAACCACAAACUUACCUACUCGCACGGCGAUUAUCUGAUCCAUUACGUGUGUGAAAAUAAAUUGAUCUAUAUGUGCAUUACAGACAGUGAGUUUGAACGCUCUAGGGCAUUUCUCUUCCUGGCUGACAUUAAGCAGAAAUUCAUUCACACAUAUGGCCUGCAAGUAGCCACUGCAAUUGCCUAUGCAAUGAACACCGAAUUUUCAAGGGUCCUGGCUCAGCAAAUGACCUUCUUCAGUCAGUCCGUCGAAAUCGAUGCUAUUUCACGAGUACAUGGACAAAUUGACGAACUAAAGGACAUCGUGGUGAAAAAUAUUGACAACCUAAGAGACCGAGGGGAAAAGUUGGAAUUGCUAGUGAAUAAAACUGAAAAUUUAAGUAACAAUUCUGUAGCAUUCCGAAAAGCUUCCCGGAACUUGGCAAGGCAAAUGUUUUGGAAAAAUAUACGUCUUUAUGUCGUCGUUGGCCUUAUAAUCAUAUUCGUUAUAUAUGUCAUUGUGAGCAUGGCCUGCGGUGGACUAGCGUGGCAAGGCUGCUUGAAAUAGAUAUAUAAGAAGCAAUUAAUCGAAGAUUAGCAGACAUUAUUGGUUAACAUUGCGAUAUUAUUUUUCUUUCUAAAUAUUUUUAUUAAAAUUAUUUCUCAUGUAUCUAAUGUAAACAAUCAACGUUAUAUUGAUUUUUAAACCAUUAUUAUUAAUUAUGAAAUUCAUAUAUAGUUUUGUAAUAUAUGUACGUUUGAAAAUAAAGCUUGAACGGCUUAUAAAAAUUACAUUCAAAUUUUAA